Messenger RNA from Hibiscus syriacus, 640 nucleotides. Its product is annotated as protein RESPONSE TO LOW SULFUR 3-like. The record is from RefSeq and is a predicted model, not a curated record. Gene Ontology annotation, biological process: cellular oxidant detoxification. The transcript has a single exon. NCBI's taxonomy places the organism in Eukaryota, Viridiplantae, Streptophyta, Magnoliopsida, Malvales, Malvaceae. Bases 135 to 464 code for a protein of 109 amino acids.
AGACAAGCAAAACCAGAUACAUUGAACCUGGACAUUUUUGGUUAAAAGUGUCGUCGGCCUAUAAAAGAAUCUACUUCUCCACAUUGGUUAAUCCAGACGUGCGGUUUACAAUAUUCAUAUUCUUCACCAAUCAAAUGGCUCCAACAAUGGCGGUAGUAGCUAAGAGAAAGGAGGAAGAAGAGUUGAGGAAGAGAAACGAGGAGUUAGAGAAGGAAUUGAGGGAGAGUAGGAAGAGAGAGGAGGAGAUGAGGAAGGAGCUGCGGAGGAUAUGGGAGAGGUUGAGGGUGGCGGAAGAGGCGGAGGAGAGGCUUUGUUCGCAGCUGGGGGAGCUGGAAGCGGAGUCGGUGAAUCAGGCGCGUGCGUACAGCGCUCACGUAAUUUCCCUCAUGGAUCAGCUCUCCAAGGCCAACAACAACGUUCUCGUCAAUAACCACCGCUCCUCUGCUCCCAUCUCCAUCCUCUGAUUUUGAAUUUUUAUAGAAAUUAGAGUUAUGGCGUCUGAAUCCCUUGCUUUUUGGGUAUGGAUCCGUACAUAAUAUUUGGUAUUGUUAUGGGUAACGUCGUGAUUUUCUGGAUGUUGCGCGGCGUGUAGACUUUGUUAUUUUAUUCCUCUCUCUUAAUAGAUUAGCUUUGUUCCUUA